Molecule: messenger RNA, 1315 nt
Organism: Chelonus insularis
Lineage: Eukaryota; Metazoa; Arthropoda; Insecta; Hymenoptera; Braconidae
Product: mitochondrial folate transporter/carrier
Exons: 6
Coding region: 329-1267 (312 amino acids)
Biological process (GO): folate import into mitochondrion; nucleotide transport
Cellular component (GO): mitochondrion
Molecular function (GO): FAD transmembrane transporter activity; folic acid transmembrane transporter activity
Source: RefSeq, a predicted model, not a curated record
GAUCGGCGUGCGCAUCAUAUUCAUGGUUGUUCCUUUCUUUACGGAACUAUCUCAUCAUACCGUUAAACGCAUGGAUUCAGAAGUUAAUUAAAACAUUAGCGAAAUUUCUAAAAAUUCUAUUAGUAAAUUAAGUAAUUAUAUCUCAAGUGACUUGUGUUGUGAAGAGUCAAAAGUGCCAUCAGCAGAUCAAUUAAUAUGCCGGAAAAUCUCGGCAAACAUUGUUAGUAAAAGUGAAAAGGAUGCAGUUGAUGACAAAAACAAAGAAUCCAAAGUGUCUACGGUAACGAAUAAUUCGUCAUCUGCUGGAGCAGUCAAACCAAGUAACGAAAUGACGACCAUAAAAACGACUGCAACAUCUGGACCAAGAUCAUUGAUGCCAGCUUUGAAUAAAUUCAAAUAUGAGCAUCUUAUUGCUGGUCUAUCUGGAGGUGUCGUUUCGACAUUGAUACUCCAUCCUUUAGAUCUUAUAAAAAUAAGAUUUGCAGUAAAUGAUGGAGUAACAAAAACGGCACCACAAUACACAGGACUCCGAAAUGCACUUUUUGAAAUCAUGAAGGUGGAAGGAGUACGUGGUCUUUAUCGAGGAGUAACUCCAAAUGUUUUAGGAUCUGGCUGUUCUUGGGGUUUUUAUUUUUUUUUCUAUAAUAAUAUUAAAUCUUGGAUCCAAGGAGGAAACUCCAAAAAAUCACUUGGUCCAACCUUGCAUAUGCUUGCAGCCGCAAACGCUGGUGUAUUCACUCUUCUGAUAACCAAUCCUAUUUGGGUGGUUAAAACUCGAUUAUGUUUACAGUACAAUAAUGAUGUUGGCCUUUCAGAGUCGAAACGUUAUUCCGGAAUGUUGGAUGCUCUUGGUAAAAUUUACAGAACAGAAGGAGUACGUGGUUUAUACAAGGGACUUGUUCCUGGUAUGUUUGGUGUUUCUCAUGGUGCUAUUCAGUUUAUGACAUACGAAGAAAUGAAAAAUAGAUAUAACGUUUUAAGAAAAAUGCCUAUUGACUCAAAACUGACCACCGCUGAGUACAUGAUGUUUGCUGCUAUAUCAAAACUAAUUGCUGCAGCUUCAACGUAUCCUUAUCAAGUAAUCAGAGCUCGUCUUCAAGAUCAACAUACGGACUAUCGAGGCACUUGGCAUUGCGUUCGACAAACUUGGAGGGGUGAAGGUUGGCGAGGAUUUUACAAAGGUUUGGGUGUCAACUUAACAAGAGUAGUUCCUGCUACAGUCAUCACGUUUGUUGUCUACGAGCACAUGUCACAUUUUCUACGUUAAUAAAUGAAGAUUGAUUAAAUAAAAAAAAUAAAUAAAUACAAAGAUAAA